Messenger RNA from Dermacentor silvarum, 2231 nucleotides. RefSeq lists its product as uncharacterized. Lineage: Eukaryota; Metazoa; Arthropoda; Arachnida; Ixodida; Ixodidae. The transcript has 4 exons. Gene Ontology annotation, molecular function: DNA binding. The record is from RefSeq and is a predicted model, not a curated record. The coding region runs from base 122 to 820 and encodes 232 amino acids.
UCGCGCGCAAAAGUGUAUCGUCGGCGCGUCAGGUAAGCGUAGCUGUUGUUAAUUUAUCGCAAACGAAGUAGUGCAAGAGAAAAGUAUCAGCUCUGAAAACGCACGGUAAAGCAAUAACUACAUGAAAGUGCAGGUCCUUUCCUCUUCGCUAGCGUGCUGGAAGCUACACAGCAGGGAAGCCAAGAAGGCAAAGCUCCGGCCAGAAGUUGAGUGUUGCAGUGGCGAAAGGGCUCGUCACAUCACCCCGUGGUGGCCACAGUGGACUACACUACGCAGCACACCGCUGCCAUCUUGGAGGCCGUGCACCGCAGACACAGCUACACAGAGUGCAAAGAUGACAUCCGGCAAUCUUCCCCCAGUGCUCUCGCCAAGUGAGAAGGGAAGUCCAGCUGACAUGUUGCUGGAGCUGGGCCAGUUUUGUGACGUAACAAUUGAGGAGUCUCUGGAAUCUGAACACUGCUUGGAAUCACGAGAGUCGCCAGUGCUCCAAGAAGUGCUGGUAUCCCAGGCUUCCCAGGCCCACCACAACAGGCCACCAUCGCAAGCAACUCUAGCUUCGGCAUGCAGUCAUGAGCAAGAGACAUCAGAAAGCGAUUGUUCUGCAGAAUCAAGGGGAAUGAAAAGGAAAAAUGAAGACGAGGAUCAGUUAAUAGUAAACCAAUUAGGCGAGGUCUCUAGUGCCAUCAAAUCGUGCGAACCACCGGACGGCCUGAAAUAUUUUGCAAUGUCUCUGCUCAAGCACAUGAGAGAAGUCAGAGAAGAAAGACGUCUUGCUAUGCAAAUCAAGUUGUUGCAAGUUGUAAAGGAAUUUAGUGAUUAGUGUUUGUGUUUAGUGUAUGCCUUUUGCAUAUUAAAGCCAAGAGACAAUGAAGCGAAGGAAAGUAUAGGGCAGAUAUAACUGCUUUCAGUUGAAAUGUAGAAGUAACAAGUUGAAAUGUAGAAGUAAAUAAAAUAAAAUAAGGUAAAUUAAAGUGGACGAAAAAGUAACUGGCUGCUGGUGGGAGCAGAACCCACAAUAUUUGCAUUAAGCAUGCAUUGCUCUACCAAUUGAGUUACCGAAAUGGCUAUCUCUCCGCCAACUUUCUUGAGUACAUAUGCAUGUGUACUAGAUUUGGCCCUGGUAGUGUUAACCAGUGUUACUUGCUGGAUAACAUUCUCAGGACCAGUUCUAGUACACAUAAGUAGUUUAGGAAGUUGAUGGAGGGAUAGCUGUCGCUGUAGCUCAGUUGGUUAUGGGCCUGGCUCCCAUCAGCUGCAAGUUAUCUUUUAGUCCACUUUCAUUACCCUUCUCUUAUUAAAUGUACAUUUUAAAUAAAACCACAGUUAAUUUCUUCUAUGAUUUCUUUGGCUUCAUUGUCUGUUGUUUUUUUAUCAAGCCCCUCAGUUCCUCCUCUUGUCGUUCAAUUUGUGUAGUGCUGUAUUUGUAUUUUUUACCAUAAUAAUUAAAAGAAUUUCGUGAAGGUGAUAUUUGUGGGCAUAGUUGGUUAGCCAUUGUUGCUGUAGAGAGACAUGUGCGAACAUGUAGCGACACACCUAUGAACGCAUAAACAAACCAAAGUGCUGACUUGCAUGUAAAUGUUUGUUGUCGCAAGACAGGCAUUUAUCUGUUUGAUGUGUCCCCACUCUGAUCUCAUCAUGCGAUUGAGCCUGUCUUGCAGCAAUGUGCACCUUUGCUCGUCUCCAAGUUUGUGCAUGCGUUUACAAGCGCCUUAAUUUCCUUUACAAAAACAAUUUAAAGGGCCUUUCACCAGUCCCCAUUGGUAAUUUGGUUUAUGCACUGCAAGUUGUAAAAUGUUGUCUCGGAAGCGGUCCACCGCAUGUAUUUUUCAAAUUGAUUAUUAGAAGAGAUAAGAGAAAUUGAAAUGUCACGCCGCCAUGCAACCACAUGCCAAGCGUCGCUGCCAACGUAGACAGCUCUCCCUUUGCCUCGAGUAGCAUCCACACGCCACAUUCCUUCUCUUUGCCUUCUCCCAUACCAGAGUUGGGUGGCCACACCAUGUUUACAUCAUGAGGUCCGCGUCCUUCUUUCUUUUUCUUUUUUCUUGCUGCGUUGUGCGCUUCCAGUGGUGGCUUGGCAUGUUCUGCAUUGAAUGAUUGGCUGAAGUCAUUGACCAUAAUCAGUAAUGUUGAAGGCAGUGUGUUAAUGAGGCUUUUGUACAUGUGACCCUGCUUCUCUGGCAGGAAGCAGGGCUACCUUGCAAAGAACCGUAAACCGGGGCUUUUGUUUGAAA